AUGUUUCCUGAUCAUAUACUCAUAUUGGCUUCCGAAUAUAUUCAUGAUCAACCCUACCCAUUUCAGCUCCCUAAGCGUGUCAACGAGUUUUUCUAUAAACAGCCAGUUUAUGAGGCGACUGGAGAUCUCGAGUCAGAUGAGACUGUCAACAGUCGCGUUGUUAACCUGAUUGUGGCCUCCAACCGGAUGGCGUUGCGUGCCGGGAUUCAGGCUGCGCGUCGUAUCGUGUUGCCUUGUCCUCUACGAUCAAAUACCUCGGAGGAAUUUUUUGUCUUAUCUGAAUCUACAAAAAAGGAGACUCGAGGAGGGACUAGCAAUUUCGAGGCAGAAGCUGACUUACUUCUCUCCGGUUCUGAA
This is a messenger RNA of Protopolystoma xenopodis, 357 nucleotides long. NCBI's taxonomy places the organism in Eukaryota, Metazoa, Platyhelminthes, Monogenea, Polystomatidea, Polystomatidae. The record is from the annotation of a GenBank genome assembly.